Messenger RNA from Anopheles coustani, 863 nucleotides. It is a transcript of the gene mRpS18B, whose product is annotated as small ribosomal subunit protein mS40. The record is from RefSeq and is a predicted model, not a curated record. Gene Ontology annotation, biological process: mitochondrial translation. The transcript has 2 exons. Gene Ontology annotation, cellular component: ribosome; mitochondrion. Lineage: Eukaryota; Metazoa; Arthropoda; Insecta; Diptera; Culicidae. Gene Ontology annotation, molecular function: structural constituent of ribosome. The coding region runs from base 207 to 863 and encodes 218 amino acids.
UGUAUGUAUCGAACAUCAAGGAGCACAACGUGCACUGGACUGUCAUUUGAGUCCGCAAAAGUGCAGGAAAACCGAAACCGGCUCGUGACUCCAAAGCUGCGUUGUUUUUACUAAUAUUCAGGUGUUUAAGUUUCGUAGGCAUUUUAAACACAAUCUCCCAUUACGUCACAACAUUCACCUGUCCCGGGUUCACGCCGUCAACUACGAUGUCAGUGUUUCGAUUGCUCGGUGGUGAAAUCAUUUCCAUUUAUCGUCAAAGCCUACUCACCAUCGGUACAGGGCAGGCGAGGUAUCUGUCCGUGUCCACAUCGCACCGUCGGGCAGCAGUGCCGGAAGGUGAGCAAGCAGAGGAAACGGCAGCCGGUGAUGAAGUAACAGCAACGGAAGACGACUCAGCCACCCCGAAGCCACCAGUUGACGAUCCGAAGGACCGUACGCGAGUAGUACCGGUGGAAACGAGCAUUCGCUAUCUGGCCAGCGAAGCCUACCGUCAAACAUACCAGGACGAUCCGGUAUGGAAGCAGUAUCGGCGUAAUCACAAGGGCCUGUAUCCACCGAAGCUGACCCGUAAAACCUGCAUCCGCAAAGGACGCAUCUCGACCGGCAACCCGUGCCCGAUCUGUCGCGACGAGUAUCUGGUGCUGGACCAUAAUAAUAUCGAUCUUUUGAAGCAAUUCAUUUCCCCACAAACGGGGGAAGUGUUGAGCUACCGCGUUACGGGGUUGUGUCAGAAGAAACACACCCAACUGUUGGUGGCGGUGGAGCGUGCCAUGGACCGAGGUUUAUUAACGUUUGAUGUGCCGUUUCGAGAGUACGAUUACAGUGAAUACUACCCGGCAAAGGGAACGAAUUCGUCUAAAUAA